UCGUCAAGCUUUGUCUCAUCCAUGGCGACGAGUUACGAGAGAUGAAAAAUACGAAAUUAAUUGAAUACGAAGAAGUAAUCUUGUCUGAAGUAAUUUUUCCAGAUGAGAUUUCAAACUGCCGCAUUGGAAUCUCUUGGAAUAACCAGAUAUUAGUGACCGGAGAUGUAAAGACGUUAGGUAAACGUAGGAUGCCAUACGAGACCUUGCUGCGUAAAGCUCGUCAAAAAUGGGGUGCGACCGAAACGUCCCUACUUGUUGAAGGACUUUAUAAGGUUAUUCAUGACCAAUUUGGAAGUAUGAAUAAUUAUAUAUCGUAUGCGAGGGAAAUUAUCGAAGUCCGUCAUCGCUUAGCUCAUUUUGAUGGAAAGGACUCUCUUACCGAAUCUGAUAUAAAAAAAAUGAUGAUGACAGAAGACGAAAUUAAAUUAUUUAAAGUCUUGACAAAUUUAAAGCAAAAGGAAAGACCGUUAAUAAGAGCUCAGAGUAAUAUCGCGAAUACAACAAAAAAAUCUUUAGGAAAAGCUUCUACAAUUUCCGCUACUCCUUUUACCGCAUCGACAACAACAGAUGAUCAAUCUUCUAAACAAGAACAACGUUUAACUAGAAGUGGAAGAAAAGUAGCAGAUUAUAAUGAACAAACUUCUGAUUCAUCCGAAUAUUCUUUAGAUAUUAACGAUGACGAUAAUACAAAGGAAUUUACCAUCGCGACCUCCAAAUCGACUAAUCGAAAGAACGUUGAAGCAUCUUAUGAAGAUUUCGUCAAUACCUUAAACUUUGAUAAUUCUCCUGAUGAACAAGAGAGUCUACAAAAACGUCUUGGAUUUCCCAUUUUUACAAAGAAAUUUCUCAAUUAUGAUCAAAGUAAACGUACUCAACAACGUAAACUUGAAAAAGAAAACAAAACAACUUCAAUCGAAAUCGAUAAUCUUCGUGAAAAAAUCCAAAAGAUUAAAUCUAAAAAUGAAGUCGUUACAAAAGAAUCUAACGAAAAACAAGAAUUAAAUAAUGAAUUAAGGGAUUAUAUUGAAAAGAUCAAAUCAUCGUUAUUUCGAUUAGAAAAGGAAAUUGGACCUACAGUGAUGUCUUCUUCCGUUAAAUUGGACGAUACCGAAAAUAUGGAUAUUUAUGUUAACGAAUUUAGGAAACGAAUUGUCGGUGGUUGUCUUUUGCAACCCGAAUAA
Funneliformis caledonium is the source of this 1181-nucleotide messenger RNA. NCBI's taxonomy places the organism in Eukaryota, Fungi, Glomeromycota, Glomeromycetes, Glomerales, Glomeraceae. The record is from the annotation of a GenBank genome assembly.